GACAGCAUAAGAGCAAAAAAACUCUCUUAAAAAAAGUUAUUAAAAGUUAAAUAUAGAUAAGGGAGAUCAAUAUGCUUGAUAACAACAUGGCGGACAGUAUGGCCUGCAUAUUGUCAUUGAUUUAAUGUGAAUGGCACAUGGUACAGAUAUUGACUAAAUUUGUUAAGUGCAGAUUAGCAUCAUCAUGGAUUCCUUUGUAAGUGAAGGAGUGACAAAUAGGAUGAAAAGAAAAUAUCAGUUUGAUAACUCAUUGUCCGAGUUAGAUACCCAGGAUUUGUUUUCUGCAAAUACCAGACACAACCUGAUGGAAGAUUUUGGGGAAACUCCUUUAAAAUCUUCAAGAGUUUCACAUGUAGGAUCUAGAAGUUUUUUGAACACAACACCAACACAAGAGCUGAAUUUGCUUAAAAAAGAAAAUAAUUUGAAAGAUGCUGAGAUUAUAGCACUCAGAAGCAAUAUAACUAACCUAGAAAAUCAAAUAGCUAAACUGAGUGAUGCAGCACGUCAAGCAAAGAUUGAGUUUGAUAGUGAAAUGACCAAGAUGAAAACUGAGAAAGAGAGAGACAGGACCAAAUUGACAGAGAUGAGAUCUAAGGUCCAGUUUGUCAUGGAGAGAGAGAAGAAUACAAAAGAGGAGAUGAACAGAUUACAAGUUGACAAAGACAAGCAAAUUUUGGAGUUAAAAACCAAAUUAGUAGAAGUGCAGAAUGAUAAAAUACUGGCCUCAGAUUUGGCUCAGCAGAACACUGCGAAGCUGCUAAAAGAAAAAGAAGACAUCUGGAACACAUUUUAUCAGAUGAUGAGUGAGAAGUCGAGCCUCCAGAGUAAAUUGAAUGAAGCUGAGGCCCAACUUGCUCUUAGGAAAACAGCGCAGGCCCAAAAUGAAGAGUUGCGCAAGGAACUGGAAGAAAUAAAGCAAGCUUUGGCUGAGGAACAACAGAAGAAUAAGGUUUUGGAAAAUGAGUUUUCAGAACAGGAAGACAAUAUUAUGAUAACAAAAGCCAGAAAAAGUGACCUUGACCUAGUGCCUAAGAUGAAGAUUGAGCUAGAGAAACUAAGACAAGACAAUGAACAGUUAAGGCAAAAUGAACAAAACACCUUACUGCUGGAAGAAGAAGUACGAAGCUUGAAAAGCAAGCUAGAGUAUGCUCACACAAUGCAGGAGAAGCUUGCUGCAUUAGAAGUAGAAAAUGAGGAACUUCAAGGAAGGCUGCAGCGAUGGGAGGCAACAGAUUCUAGUGGCAGUAGGAGACCAAUGUCUCCAAGUUCUUUGUCCAGAAGAAUUCUAGAGUCUGAAACACUUCAGGCCAGUUUGGUUUUAGCCAAUGGAGAAUUGCAGUCGGAACAUACCUUGACCUUACGUAAGCUAAAUCAAGCUGAAGGGGAGAUAAAAAGAUUGACAUUGGAGCUUUCAGCUAAAGAACAAAUGAUUGCUCUUCAGUUGGAGAAGGAAAAAAGGGCAUGGAGGAAAGAUCUGCUUUUAACAAAGGAGAGAGACAGCUACAAAAGCCUGUUAGAUUCUUACGAGAGUGAGGUCACUGUCAACUUCGACAGUCAGAGAAAGAGCCAGGUCUUAAAGCUUGAAGAGGUUAUUGCUGGACACAAAGAACAGAAUUCAUCUCUGGAAUCAGAGAUAAGAUCACUGUCUGAGAAACUGAUGACAGCACAGAUCAAAUAUGAACAGGUGAAGCAAAAUUUUGAUGGUGUACAACAAUCUGAGCAACAAAAAUCUUCUAGGGAAAGUGAAGACUUGAUCAAACAGCUCCAAGAGAGAAUUGCUGUUUUAGAAAACACUUUGUUGAAGACGCAAGAAGAAAGAGACAUACUGGAGGCUAGGAUUGAACAGAGAGAUCUACAGGGUGACUACGAUCCAUCGAAAAUAAAAAUUAUACAUUUCUCCAUGAAUCCGUUUGCCAAGGCCCAGAAAGCUCAUCAAGAUGAACUUCAAAAGUUAAGGGAGGACAAUGAAACACUAAAAAAACGAAAUCAGAUCCUCGAGGAGAAAGGUCAUGUGGCGGACAUCACAUUGCAAGUUCAAGAGAAAUUGAAACAACCUUCACCCAGCAAGGAAGUUGAAGAAAUCAAAGCUCAGUUGAAAAGGGAGGAAACUAGAAACAAACGUCUAAUGGAAGUGUUUAAGAAAACUAGUCAAGAGUUUCGUGAGAUCUGCUACCAGCUGACUGGUUACAAAAUAGAUAUUCCAUGCACAAACCAGUACAGGUUAACUAGCAUGUAUGCAGAAAGUCCUCAUGACUAUCUGUUGUUUCAGCAAAAUGAAAAGGGAGAGAUCCUAAUGUUACAAACAGACUUUUCUCUGACACUACAAGAACCUAUGGAGAUGUACCUCCAGAACCAAAACAGUAUCCCUAUGUUUCUAAGUCACAUCACAAUGGAUUUGUUUGGCAAGCAGACCAUGAACUUAGGGUGACCUUGCUUGCAUUUUAAUGUCUAUGUAUGUUAGUGAUCUGUUGAUUUGUAUCUAUUGGAAUAUGUUGUACAGUUUUAGAUUUAAAGAAAGAUGCAAAAUAAUAAAAAACAAAACAUUUUAAAUGCCUUCAACUGUAA
Messenger RNA from Biomphalaria glabrata, 2565 nucleotides. Its product is annotated as mitotic spindle assembly checkpoint protein MAD1-like. NCBI's taxonomy places the organism in Eukaryota, Metazoa, Mollusca, Gastropoda, Planorbidae. Gene Ontology annotation, cellular component: nuclear envelope; kinetochore; mitotic spindle. The record is from RefSeq and is a predicted model, not a curated record. Bases 185 to 2428 code for a protein of 747 amino acids. Gene Ontology annotation, biological process: mitotic spindle assembly checkpoint signaling; attachment of mitotic spindle microtubules to kinetochore. The transcript has 16 exons.